UAAUAAUAUACAGUUUCAUAGGAACUGAUAUUGUAAGCUGCAGUAGCAGUAAAUUAUAAUGCGUCUAAAGGUUCGACCUAUGCCUGCUUAUGUUCGACUAACAUUGUUCUUACGUUUGUGUUAAAAUUUAGCGUUGGACACUAUUAUGUUUAUUGUCAGUCAUACAUACUUAAGUAUAUUUUUUCGGCAUUAUAUUUAUAAGCUUGUUACAUAUUGGAAUCAUCGUAUCUUAUUUACCCAGAUGUACAACAAUGAGUCAAUUUCCCGAAACCGAACAGACGAUAUUACGAAACCGCAGAUUCAGCACCUUGGACCACAGUGGGAAAAUGAAGCAACUUCGUCGGGCUGUCGUACUUCAAUCGCUGAAGCUCGCGGUCACGUAGAUUUAAUUUAUUUUAUUCAUGUAAUCGAUCGUGAUUAUUCGGAAUAAAUCUAUAUAUCCUUAAUUAUUGUAGUUUUAAAAAACACUCCUCCUGCGUCUAGCAACGUAACUAGCUCGUCCGAACAUAGCUUAAGUAAGGCACCUGAAGUAUAUAAAACAAAAACGUAUCUGUGACCACGUUCCGAAUAUGAUAACGAAAUUAUUUAUAAUCAUAACUAAUAUAGUAACAUAGUUCUAAUAUCUGUGGUUAUAGCAGAUACACACGACCAUGAUAUUAGUAGGUACUACGGAGUACCUACUAACUCCAUGUACAGUACACGACAUAACCGACGAUACGCAAUUAAAUACACAUUAAGUAUAGUCAUUGUUACUCUGAUCUCAUCAUUUCAGUUCAUUGGUAACAUCAUCAAAUCAUGGCCACGUCAAUUUUAAGCAUCCUCCUAUUUAGUAUCAUUUUUAAUGGUGUCAUGGGGGACUUAGCUCCCACCAACCUCUUAGCGACCCGCAUUGGGCCUUGCUACGCGAACCCCAGUAAAGAAGUCACCGUGUCAGAAAUGAGCCUCAAUACUAGGCUGUAUGAUUCGUCUUUGAGUGGGAUGAUGAAUAUCACCAACGACGUUGAAAACGGCUGGGUUGUUAAGGGAACCAUGCAGAAGUGCCAAGACAUACGCAACUUAGAUACUUGCGACUAUUUUAAAACUUUUACAAUUAUUUCAAAUGGAUGCGAUGAAGAAGAAGAGAACGAAGAACAGGAGAUUUACAGUAUGUUUUUCCACCACGUUCAUCCAAGGAUAACGUGCCCUAUAAAAGCAGGCAUCUACAAAAUAGUAAACUAUCCCAUAUUUACCGAAGACAACUACUUGAUCGUGGCAGAAUCCAAGAUAUCCACUAGUGUGUUUGGUUAUACUAUGCGAAUGGAAGGUUACGCUGAUACAACCAGGAUUCUGUGCGUCGAAGCCUACCUACAGCUCCUGUACAUUCGAGAGUAUGAAGAACGUGAUGAUAGUAGCCAAAAACCGACUGCGGAGCCUUCUAGUGAAGAAGAACGCGUAGCGAGUGAAGAAGAGGAAGGAGAGUGAACUACACACAGAUAUAUAAGCAUAUCUUGAAGUAUGUCUGUGGAACAACGAUAUUUU
Molecule: messenger RNA, 1518 nt
Organism: Plodia interpunctella (Indianmeal moth)
Lineage: Eukaryota; Metazoa; Arthropoda; Insecta; Lepidoptera; Pyralidae
Exons: 4
Coding region: 796-1461 (221 amino acids)
Source: RefSeq, a predicted model, not a curated record